CCCCCACAUCCGCAUUGCCCCGAGCUCCAUCCCGAGGGAAGGAGAGGGGAAUGGGGCCACGGGAGUGACCAAGGGCCACAGGGGCGCCGGGCGUAGAACAAGUUAAACAAACACGUGCGCAGACCAAGCAACGCCAAGUAAGAAAAGCACAUGUCGCCGCGUGGAUGCGGCCGCAGGGGAAAAGGGGUGGCGCUGACGGAGGAGGAAGGAGGACGGAGGAGGCUGGAGGCUCACAAGGAGGAAAUCUCUCCCUCGCGAUGGGCGAGAAGCGCACUCGCAACACGUGGGCCGGCCACCGGCCGGUCGCGGCUGCGCCCGGGCCCGGCGCCGAGCCCAGCCGGCCCCUGCGGGGCAGGCGCUCGCCCCAGAAUAUAAGACGCGGGCGGGACGAGGACGAGGGGCGGGGUGGCGGCGGCACUGGGCGGGCGCCCGCGGCGCGAGCGCAGGCGCACGGCGGCGAGCGCCCCGCGCGGCUCAGUGUGGCGGCGCGCGGAGGCCUCCCCCCCUCGCCCUACCCCCCUCUGCGCGUGGCCGAUCAGUACUGGAUCACCUCCUCCGCGCCCAGGCCCGACUCGUCCUCCCAGAGGUGGAACUCCACCGUGGCCCCCU
Prorocentrum cordatum is the source of this 609-nucleotide messenger RNA. The record is from the annotation of a GenBank genome assembly. Lineage: Eukaryota; Dinophyceae; Prorocentrales; Prorocentraceae.